AUGGUUGGUGAUGCCUUUCAGGCUACCCAACGCGCCAAGUACUUUUAUGCGAGGUAUGAACCAGUCAAUUCCAAGGGGAUAAUGGUUGAAGAGGAAAAGGUGAGAGUCAUUCGUGAUUGGUCUACACCAAAAACAGUUGGAGAAGUAAGAAGUUUUCACGGAUUGACGACAUUUUACCAGAGAUUUAUCAAGGAUUUCAGCAGCAUUGUGGCUCCCAUUACAGAAUGUCUGAAGAAAGGUAAAUUCCAGUGGGGUGAAGUAGCUAGCACAACCUUUACAAUCAUCAAGGAGAAAUUGUGUACCACUCCUGUCCUUGCACUACCCAGUUUUGAGAAGUUGUUCGAAGUAGAGUGUGAUGCUAGUGGAAUUGGGGUCGGAGUGGUCUUGUCACAAGAGGAGAAGCCAGUGGCAUUUUUCAACGAGAAACUUAGUGAUGCACGAUGA
Molecule: messenger RNA, 444 nt
Organism: Olea europaea var. sylvestris
Lineage: Eukaryota; Viridiplantae; Streptophyta; Magnoliopsida; Lamiales; Oleaceae
Exons: 2
Coding region: 1-444 (147 amino acids)
Source: RefSeq, a predicted model, not a curated record